Molecule: messenger RNA, 7316 nt
Organism: Periophthalmus magnuspinnatus
Lineage: Eukaryota; Metazoa; Chordata; Actinopteri; Gobiiformes; Gobiidae
Gene: akap12a
Product: A kinase (PRKA) anchor protein 12a
Exons: 3
Coding region: 170-6334 (2054 amino acids)
Biological process (GO): regulation of protein kinase C signaling; signal transduction
Cellular component (GO): cytoplasm
Molecular function (GO): protein kinase A binding; calmodulin binding
Source: RefSeq, a predicted model, not a curated record
AUAGACUUCAUGUGAUGCCCGCUGCGGAGAGGAGGGAGCGACGGAGGCGUGGAACUAAAAUAAACACUUUUCCCCAACAUCCAGACUGCACCAUUUGGCAUCGAGGUGCAUGCGGUAAAGUGCAUGCUCCCACACGGAUACCUCUCACCGGAGAACUCCAGCCCGGACCAUGGGGGAUGCUCAGUCUGCACAACGGGACGGGAAGAGCGAGGCAGAGGCGCAGGAGCAGAGCGCAGUGGAAGAUGGCCCAAGUGGAGAAAGCGCGCAUGGCAAGCUAACACAGAACAAUGGACAGAUCUCAGAGCAAAAUGGAAAGCCAGAGGGAACUUUAACAGAUGUCAAAGAUCAAGUUGCUAAAGCUGUCAUUGUGGAGGACAAAGACUCUAAAUCCGAAGCUGUCACAAAUGUCCAAAUUAUUCAAGAGGAGUUACCACAUGAAGAGGAACCUAUUGAAAUAAUCAACAUGGAUGCCAAGCAAAAUGACCUGAAUGAAAGCUUUAAGAAGUUUUUCAGCAACAUAGGGUUAAAAUUGACCGUCAAAAAAGGAACAGGGGACCAAGCGGGUGAUGAGGCAGAGAAAGAAGGAACAGAAAAACUGGAUGCUGUGGAGGAAACCGUCAGUGAGACUAAAUACGAAGAUGUUGAACAAACUACAGACUUGAACGUAAUACAAGAUAAUGAUUCAACCACAUGUCCUACGCUAACAGAAGGAACUUCAGAUGAUGCAGCUGAAACAAUAGAAGAAAAGAUUACAGAAACAAAAGAAAUGGCUGAUAAUGCUGAAGGUCAAGAAGCAAAUGUAACCAUGGAUGAACAAGAUGGUAACCAAAACCAUAAUGAAACGAUUGAGCAAUCUCCAACUAACCAAGAAGAGGAGAUUGUCUCACCAAUUAAAAAGUUCUUCACAACUGGAAUAUUUGCAGGUCUAAAGAAAAAGAAGAUAGAAGAGGAGGCAGAGGAUAAGGAGUUGGUUGAUAUGAGCAAAAAUGUCACAGAUGCAACACUGUAUCAACAAGAAAUUGUGGAAACUAGUUCUAAUAUUGAGGAACAAAAAGAGAUUGAAUGUAAAGAAGUACAAGAAGACACAAUGCAAGCAAUGGAACCCUCUGAUGAUGAAGACAGAGGUAAAUCUCCAUCAGCAGAUCAAGAUAGUGAAUCAGAAAUUACAAGUUCACAAGAAAAAGUCCAGUCGAGUCCAUUCAAAAGACUAUUUUCUGGGCCAACGUUUAAAAGACGUUCAAAAAGACAAAAAGGAAGAAGAUCGAGUGAUAGCAAACUGUCUGAUUCUGGUGAGCAUAUUGAACAUCAAAUGGUGGCAACAAGUGAAAAAACAGAACAGCAGGAUGCAGUUGUAGAACCUCCCUCCUCACCUCACCCUUCAACAACAGAACCGGAGGAAGAACUGAGCGCUUGGGAAACAUUUAAGAAACUCAUGACACCUAAAAAGAGUUUGAAAAGGGCAUCUAUAGGCAGUGAAGAUGUCCAAGUGCAAGCUGUGGCAGGUGCAGAGGAGACAAAGCCAAAUGAAGGGGAGCGGAUAUCAGAUCACAGCACCGAGGAGGGGCGGAAAAGAAAGGAUUCAUCUCAUUCAUGGGAAGCUGUUUUGUGCGGAUCGGGACGGAGGAGAAGUAGAAAAACAUCAGACUCUGAAGAUGAGCAAAAACAAGAUGGUGGUGAAGUGGCAAGUCCAAAUGAAGCAGGGGAUGCUAGAACCUCUACGCCCAAACAAGCAGAUAGUCCAUCAGACAGCGAAAGCUCAACUUGGAAAUCAUUUAAGAAACUCAUGACACCAAAAAGAAAAGUCAAAGAUGAUGAGGAAAGCAAAGAUAUUGUGCAGUCAGACAGUGAAGCAACACAAGAAGAGACAUCGUUUUCCAUAAAGAAACUACUUCCAGGUCGGAAAAAGAGAAAGUCAGGAGACAAGCAGGAUCAACUCUCCUCGGAUGAAGGUGAUAACAAGGAGGUGGUGUCAGUGGAGGAAGACUCAGAAACGCCAGCUGUGGUUCCACUUUCAGAGUUUGACAAGUCUGAGACAGACGAGGCAGCAAAGACUGACAUGGAAAUCCAAGAUAGUGACCUGGAAUCUGAACAAGAACAGAUCCUUGAGAUUCCCAAAACAUUUGUGCAAGAAGUUCAAGAAUACCAAGUCACUCCAGUAAUUCCUUUGAACCAAGAUCAAGAUGAACUCACGGAAUUCAGCAAGUAUCAACCUCUAAGUGAUAUCCCCGAAGAGGGUAAUAUCACAGAAACCGUAGCUACAUCUUUGAUAGAGGACGUUGCUAAGGAUGACACAAUAGCAGAAGAUAUGGUCGAGUUAACAUCAGAAGCUAUUACUGCUCCAGAGCCUGUGGAUAUUACAAUGGCAGAUGAGACAGAGGAGCUAAUGCUAUCAGCUGCAUCGCACUUAACAGAAUCCUCAAAGACAUCUGGCAAUGCAACACCAGUUCCUGUUGAGUAUGAUGUUAAGGAAACUGAAGUUUUGCUUAAAGAAGUUGUUAAGACAAUUUCUACUGCUACGAAAGAGGACAUAAUUUGUUCAGAGGAGCCUUCCAUGGAAAGGGCUGUCAGUUCGGUCACUCAUGAAAUGUUUGAAAGACAUACCUAUGAAGAACAUGUAAUGGAAAUACAUGCACAGUCAGAUACUGUGCCCACUGAAACAGAGUUACAAGUUGACCAACUUAGAGAUACUGAUGUCGAACUUCCAGUCACAGUCUUAUCAGAAAGUUUGUCUGAAUUCAAAGAUGCUAUUUCAACCGAGUAUACGUCUGAGGUUUCUAAAGUGGAAUUUGAGUCUGCAAAAGUAGAAAUUGAUGAAGUUCACCCUACACAACUGAAAAGGGCUGUGAAACAAGAAAGCAUAGAUGACAGUGAUUAUAUGAUUGAAUCCUUAUCUGAAGUCCCGGAGUCUGUAGACAUAGCAUCUGAUAAAAAUGCAGUUGAAGAUGUUUUACCAGAUGAGUGCCAUGAAAGCGAACUGGAGGCAGUAAGAACAGAGUCUACAGAACUAAUGUCUGAAGAAAAACUUGAAAUGGAUAAUUUAGUGGCAGAACAAUCGGACAUACAAGAAGAUGCACAACUAAUUACGUCAGUGCCAGAGUUACCAAAAGAUGAGGUGGAUUCUGUUGUGGAAAUAGACAAAGAAGAGGUGGAACAUGAAGCAUUGGUGGAGUCUGCUCAAAUUAAUGAAACAGGCCAAGUAGACCAACCAGAAGCUGAAGAGAUAAUAGAUGUGCUUUUAUUAGAGAGCGCUCCUGACUUGCACACAGAAGUAUCAAAAGAGCCAUCAAACGAGCAAACAGUGGAGGAACUUCAAGAAGUAACAGAGACACAUGUGGAAGCUGAAAUUGUAGUAGAAGAUGAUUUUGAAAUAGUCUACAAGCAAGAUGUAGAGAACACACAAGAGUCUGCACUAGAAAACCAAAACCUGCCAGAAGAUGUGACUGAAGAGGUAGCAGUGCAAGAAGAAGAAUCUAUGCCCAUGGCUGAUCCAGAAAUGAAAGAAGAAAUGAUUGAAAAUAUUGCUACAGAGCCAACUGAGCAAGGCGUUAUUGGUGAAAAUGAGCAGGAUGUAAUAGAGGAUCAAAUUUCUGAAAUCAUUGUUGAAGCAGAUAAGGAAGAAGUGUUUAUCACCGGUGCCACCACUGAGCCAGAAAGCAGAGAACAAACAGAUGACGUAGUUCCAGAGAUUAAAGUUUCACAAGUGGAAGAUGCCACCAAUGAAUUGCUUGAAGAAAUAUCUGAAGAGGAAAUUAUAGACCAACUUGUACCCUCAACAGAUGGAGGAAUUAUGGAACAAAACAAUGAGGAAGUUUCUACAGAGGCAGACCAACAAGAUGCCAUUGAUGAGUUGGAAGACAAACCACUCCCUAAAGCUGAUGCUGAUGAGGGUGAUGACAAAGUUGAAGUACUUGAAACAAUUGAAAGUCUACAUGAAAUGGUACCAGAAGAAGGGGCCAAUCUAUCAAAUGGACUGGUGAUUGUAUCAUCAACUGAAGAAUGUGAAACAAUAUCCCAACUUGAUUAUACUUUAGAUGUAAAUGGUGACCAUUCAGAAGAUAAACCAUCAGAAGCUCAAACAAUUCAAGUGGACCAUAGCCGUGAAGUUACUGAAGACCUUAAAGCCCUAACUGUUGUACAUGUGUCCUCAAUUAAUGAAGAGUCAGGCAUUGCUCAAGUACUUGAAGACACAGAUAAUAUCGAAGAAAGUUCUGAAAUAUUUGUAUCUACUACAGAAGAACCACUACAUGAAGCGCAUGUUGGUGAAAUAGAGGUCAGUACUGAGGGACGAUUUGAAGAAGAGAUACCAUGUGCAGUGACAGAGGUUGCUGAAGUUGAGCGUGCUGCACUACAGGAAGAAAGCACAGCAACUCUACAACAAGUCACUGCAACAAUGCCAGACCUUAUGAUCCAAAAAAAUAUUGAAGACAGUGAAAAAAUUGCUGAAGAAACCUCUAUACCAUGUGUAGAUAAUGCAGAGGUCCUCGAUGUCCCAAAAAAUGAGGUACAGUUUACUGAGGUUGAGCAAGCUGGUAUUCAAGGAGAAAAGGAAGAAGAAAUUGUACUCCCAGAGAUCACAAAUGUGGAUGUACAGCACACAUUGGUGGCACAACAGGCUACAUGCACUUUCAAAGAUGUUGCAUCACAUGAACCUGAUGUAUCCAUUGAGAAAACAACAACAAUACAUGAAGCAAUUUUCAGCACGGUUGUAAGUGAGCAAGAAGAAAAGGAGGCCAUUGAAACAACAACACCCUUGGAAGUAAAUACCAUAACCCAAGUGGCACAAAAAAGUACCGAUGUUGUUCUAAUGCAUGUACCAGGAUUAGAAUUUGAAGAUAAUCAUCAAGUCCAAGUACAAGUGGUCAAUAUAGAUAUCCAGUCUGCAGAGACAAGAGUGGAUACUGCAUUGGAAAUAGGUGUUCAAGAGGACAAAGAAGUUGUGGAUUCUUGCUUUGAAACAGUUGAAAGAGUGGACAGUUUUUCAGCUAUCUCAAAUAUCGAAGAAGAGAUGAUGAGUGAAGAGGAUCAGGUGGCUAUUCAAGAAGUUGUUCAACAUGUAAAAGAGUUGGCCCCUGAAUCGGAGGAGCAACCAGAAGAUAAAAAACUACAAAUUGAUUUAGUUGACGGUAAAUUAAGUGAAGAUCAGAAAAUGAUUGAGUCUCACGAUGAGAAGGCUGACGUUGCAGCUAAACGAGAUUCUGUAAUGACAACUAAAGAGCAAGUGCUUACCAAAAUGGAUGAUGAUGACAAAGAUCAACAACCAUCCGCACAAAAACAGGUUUCAGCUCCAGAUAACACGGCAGUUGCAGUGCCUCAAAAUACAGGGGUCAUCUCAUCUGUUGGUAACAUAGAUGCUCCGUCAAGUCUUUCUUUAGAGUUCAAGCUAAAUAUACAAUUUGGACCGAGUAGGGGACCAACUUUACCAUCACCACUCACCCACUUUACAGCUGAGCAAAGUAUAUCCAGCUCACCACAAUCACCAGAAGCAGCGCCACCUGUUGACAGAAAUAAGCCUGCAAAAACAACAGAGAUGUCUGAAGUUGGGGUCCAAGUGGUAGAGGAAAAAAACAAACAGGAAAAUGAACUACAAAGAUCUCAAAUUGUGAUGGCAGAGGCAGGAGUCCAAGCAGCUGAGACAACGGAAGAGCCAGAAAUGAGGGAGACACUUAAAAAUGAAGAGUUGAUGGAUGUUGGAAUACAAUAUGCUGAAAUUGAAGAACUGAAUAAAAAAACAAUUGGAGAUAUAACAGCUAUCGAGAUUACCCAAAACAAAACUGCUUUGAUGGAUGUUAGCACCCAGUCCACAGAAAUAUCUGAACAAAAUGAAGAAGUCAAAACAGAAGAAACUGCAGAUGCCGAUGACCAGCCAGUCUUGACAGAUGUUGGUACCCAAUCCAUCCACCAAGAAGAGAUUGCGGAGAAUGUUAAAACAACAGUAGAGGAUAUUUCUACUAUACAAAUUACUAGAACAGUGCAACCAGAACAGGAUAUUGAGGAAAAAGGAGUUGUAUUAACUGAGUUGGUUGUUCUUCAAGAUUCUGAGGAUCAAAGCAAACAAACGGAAGAUGAAGAUGAGAACCAAGAGGUAUGGAUGGACGCAGAAGAAGGUAUCGAUGAUCAAGAACAAAUAACAACAGUGCCCCUAUGUGAGAUUGAGGAGUCUUUUGAAAGUCAACCAGACUAUUUCCAAGAAACCAAAACAGAUUUUGAACAAAGUCUAGAAAACAUAAAGAAAAUUGCUCUCAAGUGUGACAUUGACAGUGAGGGGGAAGAUUUUGCAGUCGCACUUGAAGAUCCCCAAAUUGAAACAGCCAUCGCUACAGUUGAAUGGGAUUAAAUCAGCUACAACAGGCAAGUCAGAUUUGUUUUUUCUAAAUUACAUAAACAAAACUAUCCACUGAUUAAACUUUGACUCAUUGAUUUUUUUCAGGUUGAGGAAUUGGCAGGAAAGACAUACAUUAAUGUUGAAGCCUUAAAAUCUGGAAGACAUAAAAUGGGAAUCAACCAAUUAUGUCUGAUAAUCACUGUGGCUCAGAAUGCAGCUUCUAUGCUAUCUUGCACAUAAUUUACAGCCCAGUGACAGUGAGUGAAAAUGGUGUCCAAGAUAAAAUCUUUUCUCCCAGAUGCAAUCAAUCAUAUUUAAUCAUGUUGGAAAUCAAAAUUAGGCAGUGGCUAUAAAAAAAUGUUGUAACACAAGCUUCAUGAGCUUAACUGGACAGAACUACACUUUAUUUAAUAUUUCAGAGUAAGAAACAGUUGCCUUGAAUUCUAGUUCUCUUACAAAUAAUAAGAAAUGCUUAUGCAUUUAUAAGACUUUAGUUGGAAAACAUUAACUGGAAUAAGAUCUCAGGGGGAACAAAGUUUAACACUGUACUACAUCCUUCAUGCUGUGGCCUCCUUAUCUUAUCCUUUCAUAGAAAAAUGUACCAAUGUUGGAUACAGGCAAUAGUACACACACAUCAUGACCACGUCAUCAAAUAUGCCUUAUGUUAUGGCCAGUGACCACAUGCAUUCAUCAUUAUAAUUUGUCUAAUUUUGCCUUUUACCUUUCAUUAAUUCAAUAAAAUAUCAAGAUAUGAACUUCACUGUGUUCUAUCCACAUCACGUCAGUGGUCAUAAUGUAAUAUCUAAUUAGUAAAUCUGUAUUUCUUGUUAAUUAUGCAUUCUAGCAAUGGCUACUUUUGUAGAUAUCUAACAUUAUACCUGUCUAUAGGGAACGUACGAUAUUCAAAAUACACUAAAGUGCUGUAUAUUUAAAUGUAUAUUACGGCUUCGCUGCAUAAACGCACCUUUUGCUCUUAAGGCAUUUUCUACAUUUU